CGGGCCGGGCUGCCGGUCCCUCCUCCCCGAUCCCCCGCCGCUCCCCCUCCGCUCCUUCCCGUUCCCUCCCGUUCCCUCCCCGCCUCCCUGCGCAGCGCGAACAUGGCGGCGGCGGCGGCGGCGAGGGACUGAGCAGCGCCAGCGCUCGGCGGCCGCGCAGGUUUUGCUAUGCCGCAGUGUUUGUACUGACUCUGCUGUCUUGUAGGAGUGAUGGGGAACUAGAGCCCAUGACAGUUCAGUGGAGCCCUUGGCACUUUUGAUAUCUCGACAUCUUCAGCUCUGUAAGAGCAGCCCAGUCCCUGGAUCAGGACAGCAGCAGGUGGUAGAAUGCGGAAACCAGGCCCUCAGAAAGCCAUAGACUGGAAAGAUGGUAAAAAGCACAAGUACAGCCGCCUGUCAGAGUCUCCCUCCCAGUACCAAGGUCACUUCACCUGGGAGAAGUACCUGAAAGAAACAUGUGCCAUCCCAGCUCCUGCCCAUUGUUUCAAGCAGUCCUACACUCCACCUGCAAACGAGUUCAAGAUCAGCAUGAAGCUGGAGGCCCAGGACCCGCGGAACACCACGUCCACGUGCAUCGCCACCGUGGUGGGGCUGACGGGCGCGCGCCUGCGCCUGCGCCUCGACGGCAGCGACAACAAGAACGACUUCUGGAGGCUGGUGGACUCUGCUGAGAUCCAGCCCAUUGGCAACUGUGAGAAGAAUGGAGGGAUGCUGCAGCCUCCACUGGGCUUCCGGCUGAAUGCCUCCUCCUGGCCCAUGUUCCUUCUGAAGACUCUAAAUGGAGCAGAGAUGGCUCCUGUCCGGAUUUUUCACAAGGAACCACCAUCUCCUUCCCAAAACUUCUUCAAGACAGGUAUGAAGCUGGAGGCAGUGGACAGGAAGAACCCUCACUUCAUCUGCCCGGCCACCAUUGGGGAGGUGAGAGGUUCUGAGGUCCUCAUAACAUUUGAUGGCUGGAGAGGUGCCUUCGAUUACUGGUGCCGAUAUGAUUCCCGGGACAUCUUUCCCGUAGGCUGGUGUUCGCUGACUGGAGAUAAUCUGCAGCCCCCUGGUACAAAAGUUGUGAUUCCAAAGAGCCCUUUACCUGCCUCCGAAGUAAACUCGGAGAAACCUAGCAUGCACAGUAGCACAAAGACUGUUUUGGGGCAUCAACAAGGGCAAAGGCGUCGCAAAACAGGGAAGAAGCGUGGUCGAACGACCAAAGCGCUAAUCCACCACCCCAUGCCUACACCCUCCAAGUCAGUGGAGCCUUUGAAAUUCCCCAGAAAGAGAGGCCCCAAGCCUGGCAGUAAGAGGAAACCUAGGACAUUGCUGAACCCAGCACCCACCUCUCCAACAACCAGUACCCCAGAGCCAGACACAAGCACUGUGCCCCAGGACGCUGCUACAAUCCCCAGCUCUGCCAUGCAGGCUCCCACAGUUUGCAUUUACUUGAACAAGAACGGCAGCACUGGGCCCCACCUAGACAAGAAGAAAGUUCAGCAGCUGCCAGACCAUUUUGGACCAGCUCGAGCUUCUGUUGUCCUGCAGCAAGCAGUACAGGCCUGCAUUGAUUGCGCUUAUCAUCAGAAAACAGUCUUCUCCUUCUUAAAACAAGGCCACGGGGGAGAGGUCAUCUCAGCUGUGUUUGAUCGGGAACAGCACACUCUGAACCUGCCAGCAGUAAACAGUAUCACCUACGUCCUCCGCUUCCUGGAGAAGCUGUGCCACAAUCUGCGCAGUGACAACCUCUUUGGGAACCAGCCUUUCACUCAGAACAGCCACAUGCAGCGCUCACACGAGUACGACCACGACAGGUAUCUACCAGACAGAAGCAGUUCCUUAGACGGCUCUCUGCAGGGACCAGGCCGGGGUACAAAGCGCUUUUCCCAAGAUCCCCCUCCAUACAGUGCUCCUCUCUCCCCCAAGUUACCAAAGAAUGACCGUCACCCUUUGGAAGGUGAAACCUUUGUCCUGGGAGAUGGCCUCCCAGGGCCCUUAGAGCCUCGCCUGGACCCCAUGGACUCUGCCUUGAACUCUGUCAAUUCAUCCAGCCACAGCAGGAGCUCCAGAGACUUUCGCCUGCCAGGAUACAGGCACCUGCACCAGCCCUCUAGCCUCAGCCAGGGCAGCACCUCUGCCCUGCGCAGGCUUAGCUCUGGGGGCUCCGACAGGUACCUGGGCUCCCGGGACAGCUCCCGCCUCGGCAGCCGUGACCCCUCCUCCUGGACGGUGGAGGAGGUGAUGCAGUUCAUCCGGGAGUCAGACCCGCAGCUGGGCCCCCACGCUGACCUCUUCCGAAAGCACGAGAUCGACGGCAAAGCCCUGCUCUUGCUGCGGAGCGACAUGAUGAUGAAGUACAUGGGGCUGAAGCUGGGGCCGGCCCUGAAGCUCACUUACCACAUCGACAAGCUAAAGCAAGGCAAGUUCUGAGAGGACUGGUGGCAGGACGGACCCCGGCAGCUCCGCUCGCGGCGCCCCUCCCGCGCUCACCGGCACCGGUUCGCAUGCACACACCCCUCCAUGGACACCGCCGGGCCUCGGCCCCGCCGCCCCGCAGGAGCCCGGCACGGCCCGGCUUGCACCAGACUCGAGCUGUGGGCGCUGGAAGCGGAGGGUCCCUUCCCUGCUGCCCAGCCUGCACUUCUCCGUGAGCUCCUGGGAUGGAGCAGCUCCAGGCAGCGCCCCCGGGCACCGGGUGUUGGCUCAGCCUGGCCCUGAGCCUGCCCAGCCUCCAGGGGCUCGGUGCCCGCAGCCUGCCCUCAGCCCUGGCACCACAGUGAGCUCAGAGCCGUGACAGCCAGCCCUGGCUCCAAACGGGGAGCCCAUCCAUCCUGCCCCCAGUGCUGACCUGGCUUCAGCUGGGCACAGCGGGCUGGGGCCCUUCACAUCCAUUCCAGACUGGGGAGGCCGUGUGGGAGCGUGGAGAGAGCUGAGAGCAGGGCUGGGCCUGGCGUGCCCCUGGGCUGGUGUUGGAGGCUGCCUGGAUGCUGCAGGACUCAGCUGAUCCUUCUCGCCUUUUUUUAAUUUUCUUUUUAAUUUGGAAUUCUUUUUUUUUUUUUUUUUUAACUAAGGAAUUGUCUGUUUCAAACGAUGAGAUGAUUUUUCUACCUGUGUUGAACUCGCAGCUCUUGGUGGUUUUUAGCCAGAGCUGCUAAGGUUUGUCUUCCCAGGGGCACUCCUGCUCCUCUAGAGUUUUGGUAUGUCCCAGCUCAGCGUGUGUGAGGGUUUUGGGUCUGGCCAGAGCAUCCCAGGGUGGGGGCCUGUCCCGGCAUCGCCCCUCCUCUGGGGCUUUCCCCUCCCCAAGGCACCUGUUGGUCUCAGGCAGUAUAAUGUAUUUAUUUUUGAUGGCACUUGAGUGCUUCCCGUGGUCCCAGCCAUGUUUCUGCAGCUGCACGAGGAGUGUCAGAGUGGAGCCAGCAGCUGUGCCAGUGCAGUGUCCCCUGGACAGCAGCUCAGGGCUGCCCGGACCCCAGAGCAUCACUGGCACCAGCCUGGCCUGGGCUGGGACAGGGCUGGCAGGACAGGGCUGAUGGGGCCAGCACGGGCUGUCCCCAGUGUGUGCCACACACACACACACACACCUCAGCAGCUUCCCUGCAGUGACCAAAGGGCUGGGACGGAAUCUCCACUCCAAGCACUUCCUUCUCCUGUCCACAGCUCACCCUCCCUGCAGCCUCGAGGGCCUGGCCAGCAGCAGGACAGGCCCCUGUGGUGACCAACCCUCCAGGCUCUUGCACUGAGUCAGGUUUACCCCUAAGGGGCAAAGUUGCAAAAAAAAAAAAAAAAAAAAAAAGAAAGAAAAAAUAGCCCAAACCCUAAAGUAAUAAAAAGGCAAAAUGGCUUUUUGUCCUGCAGCGGGGCUGGAGCUCUGGCUGCUCACGGGGCCCUCGGUGUGACCCGGCCCCGGCGGGGUCAGCCGUGCUUUCCUCUGCACUUAUUUUACUUGAUUUGUUUAUAAAUAAAAGGAUACCAAGUUC
Passer domesticus (house sparrow) is the source of this 3959-nucleotide messenger RNA. It is a transcript of the gene SCMH1, whose product is annotated as Scm polycomb group protein homolog 1. The record is from RefSeq and is a predicted model, not a curated record. The coding region runs from base 328 to 2412 and encodes 694 amino acids. Gene Ontology annotation, cellular component: nucleus. Gene Ontology annotation, molecular function: histone binding; chromatin binding. Gene Ontology annotation, biological process: negative regulation of DNA-templated transcription. Lineage: Eukaryota; Metazoa; Chordata; Aves; Passeriformes; Passeridae. The transcript has 16 exons.